Messenger RNA from Oreochromis aureus, 1615 nucleotides. Its product is annotated as cytochrome P450 2K1-like. Gene Ontology annotation, molecular function: heme binding; iron ion binding; oxidoreductase activity, acting on paired donors, with incorporation or reduction of molecular oxygen, reduced flavin or flavoprotein as one donor, and incorporation of one atom of oxygen. The record is from RefSeq and is a predicted model, not a curated record. Bases 84 to 1589 code for a protein of 501 amino acids. The transcript has 9 exons. Gene Ontology annotation, biological process: xenobiotic metabolic process. Lineage: Eukaryota; Metazoa; Chordata; Actinopteri; Cichliformes; Cichlidae. Gene Ontology annotation, cellular component: cytoplasm; intracellular membrane-bounded organelle.
AUGGGGAGUGCUUUGCACUCAGUGUGAGAACACUUGUGAAAGUGUUUGUUUCUAAAAAAGCAGAAAAGGAAGCUUCCAGGAUCAUGCUUGAAGAGCUUUUUAAGUCUUCCACUUCAGUUUUGCUUUUGGGGGUCAUCACUGGCCUGUUGAUCAUUCAGAUUUUUUUAUCCAGCUUCAGCUCUAAAGAAAGGAGAGCGCCUCCAGGACCCAGACCUCUUCGUCUGCUCGGUAACCUGCUGCAGGUCGAUCUCAAGAGGCUCGACAAAUCUCUCUUUGAUCUUUCUAAAACAUAUGGACCAGUGUUUACAGUCUACUUUGGACUAAAGAAGGUCAUAGUCAUAGCAGGUUACAGGACAGUUAAACAGGCUCUGGUAAACCAUGCUGAAGAGUUUGGAAACAGAGAAGUCACGCCCAUCUUCUAUGACUUUACCAAAGGACAUGGAAUACUGUUUUCCAAUGGUGACUCAUGGAAGGAAAUGAGGCGCUUUGCUUUAAGUACCCUGAAAGAUUUUGGAAUGGGCAAGAGGAUUAGUGAGGGAAAAAUCAUUGAGGAAUGUCACUAUCUGAUCCAAGAAUUCGAGCAGCAUCAAGGGAAAGCCUUCAACAACAGCCAGACAAUUGUUUAUGCUGCUUCAAACAUUAUAUCAGCUAUAAUGUUUGGAAAGAGGUUUGAAUACAAAGAUCCUGUCUUCCAAGCUAUGGUGGAAAGAGACAAUGAGUCCAUCCGUCUGACGGGAUCAGCUUCCCUCCUGAUAUACAACAUAGUUCCGUGGCUGGGUCCAUUUCUUAAAAACUGGAGGGAUUUGAUGAAAAAUGUUGAAGACAACAAGGUGGAGGUGAAAAGGAUCAUAGGAAACCUUAAAGAGACUCUCAACCCUGAGAUGUGCAGAUGCUUUGUUGAUGCGUUUCUGAUUCAUAGGCAAAAACUGGAGGAGUCUGAAAUCAAGGAUUCACACUAUCAUGAUGAUAACCUGCUCUACAGUGUGAUAAAUCUGUUUGCAGCUGGAACCGACACCACAGGAAAUACACUUCAGUGGUGUCUGCUGUACAUGGCCAAGUACCCUCAUAUUCAAGACCAGGUUCUGGAAGAGCUGAACAGGGUGGUUGGAAGUCGAGAAGUUUGUGUUGAGGACAGAAAGAACCUGCCGUACACUGACGCUGUUAUCCAUGAGUCACAAAGACUCGGCAACAUUGUUCCCAUGGCUAUUCCUCACAGAACCAGCAGAGAUGUUUCUCUUCAUGGCUAUCUUAUCAAAGAGGGAACUACUGUAUUUCCCCUUCUCACUUCAGUCCUAUACGAUGAGAGUGAAUGGGAGGACCCAUUUACUUUUAACCCUGCUCAUUUCCUUGAUCAGGAGGGUAAAUUUGUCAAGAGAGAUGCCUUCAUGCCAUUUUCUGCAGGGCGCAGGGUGUGUCCCGGAGAAAGUUUGGCCAGAAUGGAGAUCUUCCUGUUCUUCACAUCUCUCCUUCAGCACUUUCGAUUCACCCCCCCUCCUGGAGUUUCAGAGGAUGAACUGGACCUGACACCAGUUGUGGGCUUCACGCUCUCUCCUUCACCUCAGAAGCUGUGUGCUGUCAGACGCCAAUGAAAAAGAACCAGAACUUUUUGAUAACU